GACAAUCAGACCGAAGAUGAAAAAAAGUGAAAGUGUAUUAUGGUCUUGGUUUAAUACUCUCUGCGUAGUUUUGGUCUGAUAGUGGUCAACUGUAAUAUUCGACUAAACGACUUCCAUCAGAAAUUCAAUCAAAAUUAAUGGGAAUUAAGUCAAAAGGAUAUUUCUCAAUUUCUUUAGGAUUAUAACUGUGUUUUUGAAAGUCAUCAUGUCCUUUGCAUCUGAAGAAAUAAUCCCAUAUGAUCCUGAGAUUUAUCGAUCACCAGCGGAGUUAUACUCAUAUCUCACCAAUGUCGGAGAACUUCACGAUGAGCAUGGCUGGGAGUACCACUCUGACAGGGGCAUGCAUCAGAGUGACAUGUUGGAAAUCUCCUCACAAGGGAAUCACCUGACAGAGCUCCAGAGUGUCCAUUCCCAACAGCUCCUCCACCCUUAUCGCUACCCCGAUACCGACACCCUCCACCUGCCACUAGCAGACCCAGGAUUGGGACCCCUAACCCUAACCUCACAGAUGCCGUACUACAACCACACAGUGUAUUACCAGCAACAGGCCCCUGUGUCCCCUAGUUACUACUGCUCAGAGGAGGAGGAACCUGUGGGCCACAGUCCCCCACUGGAGGUAUCUGAGGGUGAAGAAGAGGACUAUGGAGAUCAUGUCCCUUUUGGGGGAGACUCCAGUAACAAGAGGAAGAUCCGGCUGUACCAGUUCCUCCUGGACAUGCUGAAGAACGGAGACAUGAAGGACAGUAUGUGGUGGGUGGACAGAGAGAAAGGAAUCUUCCAGUUCUCCUCUAAAAACAAGGAGACUCUGGCCAAUCGCUGGGGCACACAGAAAGGGAACAGGAAGAGGAUGACCUAUCAGAAGAUGGCCAGGGCCCUGCGGAACUACGGCAAGACUGGAGAAAUCAGAAAAGUUAAGAAGAAACUGACCUACCAGUUCAGUCCGGAGGUACUGAGGAAAGUCUUGACUACAGAGAGGAGGCACUACCCUCACUAAGAGUACCAGAGAUUGUUUAUGUUCUGCCACUGUAUACCUGCUUUGGGAGUAGGCCUAACCUCACUGCUAUGUCUUGACUACAGAGAGGAGGCACUACCCUCACUAGGAGUACCAGAGAUUGUUUAUGUUCUGCCACUGUAUACCUGCUUUGGGAGUAGGCCUAACCUCACUGCUAUGUCUUGACUACAGAGAGGAGGCACUACCCUCACUAGGAGUACCAGAGAUUGUUUAUGUUCUGCCACUGUAUACCUGCUUUGGGAGUAGGCCUAACCUCACUGCUAUGUCUUGACUACAGAGAGGAGGCACUACCCUCACUAGGAGUACCAGAGAUUGUUUAUGUUCUGCCACUGUAUACCUGCUUUGGGAGUAGGCCUAACCUCACUGCUAUGUCUUGACUACAGAGAGGAGGCACUACCCUCACUAGGAGUACCAGAGAUUGUUUAUGUUCUGCCACUGUAUACCUGCUUUGGGAGUAGGCCUAACCUCACUGCUAUGUCUUGACUACAGAGAGGAGGCACUACCCUCACUAGGAGUACCAGAGAUUGUUUAUGUUCUGCCACUGUAUACCUGCUUUGGGAGUAGGCCUAACCUCACUGCUAUGUCUUGACUACAGAGAGGAGGCACUACCCUCACUAGGAGUACCAGAGAUUGUUUAUGUUCUGCCACUGUAUACCUGCUUUGGGAGUAGGCCUAACCUCACUGCUAUGUCUUGACUACAGAGAGGAGGCACUACCCUCACUAGGAGUACCAGAGAUUGUUUAUGUUCUGCCACUGUAUACCUGCUUUGGGAGUAGGCCUAACCUCACUGCUAUGUCUUGACUACAGAGAGGAGGCACUACCCUCACUAGGAGUACCAGAGAUUGUUUAUGUUCUGCCACUGUAUACCUGCUUUGGGAGUAGGCCUAACCUCACUGCUAUGUCUUGACUACAGAGAGGAGGCACUACCCUCACUAGGAGUACCAGAGAUUGUUUAUGUUCUGCCACUGUAUACCUGCUUUGGGAGUAGGCCUAACCUCACUGCUAUGUCUUGACUACAGAGAGGAGGCACUACCCUCACUAGGAGUACCAGAGAUUGUUUAUGUUCUGCCACUGUAUACCUGCUUUGGGAGUAGGCCUAACCUCACUGCUAUGUCUUGACUACAGAGAGGAGGCACUACCCUCACUAGGAGUACCAGAGAUUGUUUAUGUUCUGCCACUGUAUACCUGCUUUGGGAGUAGGCCUAACCUCACUGCUAUGUCUUGACUACAGAGAGGAGGCACUACCCUCACUAGGAGUACCAGAGAUUGUUUAUGUUCUGCCACUGUAUACCUGCUUUGGGAGUAGGCCUAACCUCACUGCUAUGUCUUGACUACAGAGAGGAGGCACUACCCUCACUAGGAGUACCAGAGAUUGUUUAUGUUCUGCCACUGUAUACCUGCUUUGGGAGUAGGCCUAACCUCACUGCUAUGUCUUGACUACAGAGAGGAGGCACUACCCUCACUAGGAGUACCAGAGAUUGUUUAUGUUCUGCCACUGUAUACCUGCUUUGGGAGUAGGCCUAACCUCACUGCUAUGUCUUGACUACAGAGAGGAGGCACUACCCUCACUAGGAGUACCAGAGAUUGUUUAUGUUCUGCCACUGUAUACCUGCUUUGGGAGUAGGCCUAACCUCACUGCUAUGUCUUGAAAAUAGGACAAUAAUGCCUGCGACUGUAAUUGUAUGUCAUUACAUUUAAAAUGAUUCCCCAGAAACAAUCAGGUAACAUUAAACAUGUUGAUGUUUAGAUUUUUGUUAUUGGUGUUUGCAUAUUCCAUGUUUAUUUAUUUACUUAACAAGUUGUUGUGUGUUACGUGUCACAUAAUCAUACUCUUGACUCUAUCUUUGUGUCUGUGAUGGAAAAAAAUAAAAUAAAGUAUAUUUUUUACAUAU
Messenger RNA from Oncorhynchus kisutch (coho salmon), 2904 nucleotides. RefSeq names its product transcription factor PU.1-like. Gene Ontology annotation, molecular function: sequence-specific DNA binding; DNA-binding transcription factor activity, RNA polymerase II-specific. The transcript has 5 exons. Gene Ontology annotation, biological process: regulation of transcription by RNA polymerase II; cell differentiation. Lineage: Eukaryota; Metazoa; Chordata; Actinopteri; Salmoniformes; Salmonidae. Gene Ontology annotation, cellular component: nucleus. Bases 206 to 994 code for a protein of 262 amino acids. The record is from RefSeq and is a predicted model, not a curated record.